UUGAUAAUACAUCAUGGCAAUUGCACGCUUAGUCCUUGUAGUUGGUCUAUUCGCCAUUAGUUGUCUCUCGCAGCCAACUAAUAGAAUAUUGGAUGGAAAUAGUGCAAUCGUUGGAGAAGUACCAUAUGCAGCAUCUAUACGUUUGGAUGGAGCUCAUAUCUGUGGUGGUAGUAUAAUUAGCGCAGAACAUAUAUUAACUGCAGCACACUGCGUUGUAGAUGAUAAUCACAACAGUUACGCCAUAAGUCGUUUGUCAGUGCGAGUGGGCAGUAUUAACCAAUUAGCAGGUGGCAAACUUCCAAAAAUCUUGAGCGUAUCUGUGCAUCCUGAUUAUGAAGAACUGAAAAACGAUAUUGCUAUUCUAAAGAUUGAACAGGUUACAUGGAGUUCAACUAUAGCAAGUAUUGCCAUAGCAAAAGCCUCUGAUGAAUUACCAGUAGGUGCUACAGUUUCGGUUGCCGGUUGGGGUGAGGGCACUAAUGGUGCUGCGUCUUAUAAGUUACAGACAACUACAUUCAACGUAGCUAAUGAGGAUGAAUGUUUGAACGCCUUCGUGGAGGGUGAUGCUUCCAUACUAUGUUUAAAUCAUGAUCUUAAGCAGGGCAGUUGUCGUGGUGAUGCUGGUAAUGGAGCUGUGUACCAGAAUGAACUUGUUGGUGUUAGCAAUCUUGUUAUUGGUGCUUGUGGAUCACGUUAUCCUGACAUAUUCUCAAAUGUUGCAUAUUAUUCUGAUUGGAUCGAAAGUCAAAUGGGGAACAGCCGCCGUUCCAUUUAUUUGCUAAAAGUAAAUAGAAGCAGAAUGUUAAAUAUUAAAACUGGCAUUCUGGUGUUCUGCACUUUAGUUGCGACCGUUGUGGCCUACAAUUCGGGACGUAUUGUAGGUGGCUACGAUGCGUUGCCAGGUCAAUUUCCACAUCAAAUUUCAUUGCGCAUGAAUCACUAUCACAUCUGUGGUGGAUCCAUUAUAAGCAGUAAAUACAUAUUAACUGCAGCUCAUUGUGUUGUUGAAACUGGCACUCAACCUUACGAUGCAAAGAACUUUACUAUACGCGCCGGUACACAUAACCGUUUAGCCGGUGGUGUCAUCGUGCAAGUUAAACGUGUUACUGUUAAUCAGAACUAUGCAAGUUUUAUCAAUGACUUAGCUUUGUUGGAACUUGAGGAAGAAUUGGAAUUUUCUGAUAUUAUACAACCUAUUGAGUUGGCUGAAGAAGAAGUGCCGGCUGGUUCUGAAGUUAUCAUUUCUGGAUGGGGUCUUUUAGAAAAUAAUGCCGCAAAUAUACCUAUAAUGUUACAAUGGAAUACAGUCGAAGCUAUUAGUAAAACUAAAUGCGCUACAAUGAUUUUGGUCUCUUCAGAUGCUUUGAUCUGCUUGAACCAUCCUAAAGGUGCUGGUGCAUGUAACGGUGACUCUGGCGGUCCGGCGACUUAUGAAGGCAAAUUGGUUGGAGUUGCAGGUUUUGUUGUUAUAGGCUGUGGCACCUCACGUCCUGAUGGUUAUAAUAAAGUUUCUUAUAAUCUCGACUGGAUUCAUGAAAAUAUGAUUUAAAAUUUUCUGUAAAUGCUGAUAAUUCAGCAUUUAUUUGUUUUAUUUGGUA
Messenger RNA from Teleopsis dalmanni, 1598 nucleotides. RefSeq names its product transmembrane protease serine 4-like. The record is from RefSeq and is a predicted model, not a curated record. Bases 14 to 1549 code for a protein of 511 amino acids. Gene Ontology annotation, molecular function: serine-type endopeptidase activity. NCBI's taxonomy places the organism in Eukaryota, Metazoa, Arthropoda, Insecta, Diptera, Diopsidae. Gene Ontology annotation, biological process: proteolysis. The transcript has 4 exons.